Molecule: messenger RNA, 1344 nt
Organism: Talaromyces marneffei
Lineage: Eukaryota; Fungi; Ascomycota; Eurotiomycetes; Eurotiales; Trichocomaceae
Exons: 2
Coding region: 1-1344 (447 amino acids)
Source: RefSeq, a predicted model, not a curated record
AUGCCUAUCCCAUUAAUAUCACACGGAAUAACUGAGGGCCUCUCAGCUAUCCCUCAUGCAUACACAGCCAUCAAAUGGGCUGCCGUUGUGGCAGUUGUGGCCUUGCUCAAGUACUACUUUGGUGGAGCCCGCAACACCUCCGAGCGCUUGAUGCAUUCGAAAGUUGUGAUGAUAACUGGCGGCACAUCAGGCAUCGGCGCCUCAAUCGUGCAUGAUCUCGCCUCGCGCGGCGCUCAAAUCAUCCUUCUCACCCAACACGCCCCCUCCGACCUGUUUCUGGUAGACUACAUCGAAGACCUCCGCCAAUCCACCAACAACGAACUCAUCUACGCCGAGCAAGUCGAUUUGACGUCAUUACACUCAGUCCGCAAAUUCGCAACAAAAUGGGUCGACAACGCACCUCCGCGACGUCUCGAUAUGAUAAUCCUCUGCGCGAAUACCCUCAAACCAAGCCGAUUCGGAAAACCACGAUUGACGCCGGAUGGAUUGGAUGAGGAGUGGCAGGUUAAUUACCUGGCAAACUUUCAUUUGUUGAGUAUAUUGAGUCCGGCGAUUAGGGCGCAGCCGCCGGAUAGGGAUGUCAGGAUUGUGUUUGCCAGUUGUUCGAGUUAUAUUGGGGCAGAGAUGGAUUUGAAGAGGACUGAGGGUGUUAUCGCUUCAACCACCGCUAAGAAGACAACAACCACAACCACAGGCGCGACAAAGAAGUCCAAGACCGGGGUGAAUACAGCGGCGAAAAAGAAUAAACGCAACACAAGCGCAACAAGCAUGUACGGCAUGACCAAACUCUCGCUCAUGAUAUUCGCAAAAGCAUUCCAAAAACAUCUUUCCUCUUACAAACGGCCCGACGAACGACCCAUGAACGCCCGCGUCCUCAUCGUGGAUCCAGGCUGGACGCGCACACCCGGCACCCGCCGCUGGAUUUCGGGGGGUAGUCUAUGGGGCUUAUUACUGUAUCUGAUUACCUGGCCUGUAUGGUGGUUAAUCCUCAAGGCACCCGAACAAGGCGCCCAAAGCUUUCUGUAUGCUGCUAUGGAGGCAAAGUAUGGGCGUGGAGAGGAAGGGGGAUGGUUUAUCAAGGAAUGUCGCGAGUUUGAGACGUUGCGCAAGGAAGUUGGUGAUGAUGAGGUUUCAAAGCAGCUUUGGGAGUUUAGUGAAGAGCAAAUCCAAGUAAAAGAGAAGGAGUCGGCGAAGAGGAGGGCGGUGGAGAAGGCGAUAGAAGAGGAAGAAAAAAAGGAGGCUCAGAAAAAACCCGCUUCAUCCGCGACAGGAGCGUCGACUGCGACCAACAGUGCCAGCAAUAAUAAAGCUCGGACAGCUGGAGGGAAGAAGAACCGGAAGUGA